Messenger RNA from Aspergillus bombycis, 1614 nucleotides. Its product is annotated as putative penicillin-binding protein. Gene Ontology annotation, molecular function: aminopeptidase activity. Lineage: Eukaryota; Fungi; Ascomycota; Eurotiomycetes; Eurotiales; Aspergillaceae. The coding region runs from base 1 to 1614 and encodes 537 amino acids. The transcript is spliced from 2 exons. The record is from RefSeq and is a predicted model, not a curated record.
AUGUCUGUGAAUCAACGCAUCCAAGAUAUCCUCGAGAACGUCUCGUCUCUGUAUCGAGGACCGGGCGGAGCAGCUGCCGUAUUGAAGGAUGGCAAACUCGUGGGCGAGCAUGUCUGGGGCUACGCAGAUCUGCAAAAGCUGGUUCCCAUGACUGCAUCCACGCUGAUGCCAAUAUGCUCGAUCACGAAACAAAUGGUGUGCAUGAUGCUGAAAGCCCUGGAGCGCAACCCCACCCCGGAGAUGCUGAAGCGGGGCAACGUGGCUCGGCAGUUCCCGGACACUUUGGUGGAAAUGCUACAUCCCGACCUCGCUAGAAACACCGCACUAAAGCUAGAGCACCUAUGUAAUAACCAAUCUGGUAUUCGAGACUAUUGGGCUAUGUCCAUGUUCUGGGGUGCCCAUCCUGAUGGUGAAUUUCGACUCGGGCGAGACGCCAAGAAGGCCCUGGACCGGACCAGGUCCCUGCAUUUUGAACCCGGUACCCAGUACUCCUAUUGUAACUUGAACUUCCAUAUCAUCGCCCGACUUAUUGAGAGGGUGAGUGGACAAUCCCUAGGCGACCUACUUGCUGAAAGGCUCUUCUUACCGGCUCGCAUGACAACUGCGCGCCUGUGCCCAGACAACGGCAACCUCCCUCCACCUUGUGUUGGGUAUGAAGGGUCCGAGUCCUCUGGCUUCGUUCCAGCCAUCAAUCGCAUGCAAUGGUCUGGCGAUGCAGGGGUUGUCGCGUCCCUCAAGGAUAUGAUUGCAUAUGAAGAUUAUUUGCAGACUUGCUGGGAUGACGAGCAAAGUCUAUAUCGUACCAUCGCGCAUCAACAGUCGUUUAACGAUGGCACACUUGCACGAUAUGGGUACGGCCUAGGGCACGGUAUUGUCAGGGGCGUGGCCACGAUCGGCCAUGGUGGUGCUCUUCGUGGAUUCCGCCUCCAUAGAAUCCAGGCCCCAUCGGAGAAGCUCGCAAUUGUAGUUAUGCUCAACCAUCAGGCUGAUGCAGAAGCGGUGGCCCAGGAUAUUAUGCAAGGGGCCUUUAACAUCUUCAAGGGCCAAAAUCCUAGACUUAACCCUGUUAAUCCCUCCCCGGACUGGUUUGGCGCUUUCUAUGAUCCGGAUGCCGGGCUGGUUGUUGAGGUUGGGCACGGCCGUCAGGGCCAUUUGACCGUCACGUACGGGGGUUCUGGAGAGACCUUGGCCUGUGUUGAGGAGGGCAAAGCUCAAUCAAGUAAUAUAACUGCCACAAUAAAUGGUGACACCCUCACACUCCAUCGUUUAGCCGACAAUCAUCUCAUCCAUGCCGAGCGUGCUGCUACUGGCCAGCAACCACCUAAAGACCUUUACGUCGGCGAAUAUUACUGUGCAGAAGUCGACUCGACCUUUCGUUGCAGUGGCAAAGGUGGUAUGCUAUAUGGGAACUUUGAAGGAUAUUUGGGGCAAGGACCACCACACCUCAUGCGAUAUAUUGGGCAGGAUAUCUGGCUUCUCUCAUGCCCACGAGGCCUAGAUGCGCCGGCGCCCGGGAAUUGGACUGUAGUAUUCCAGCGUGAUGACCACGGUCACAUUGCUAGUGUAGUGAUUGGCUGCUGGUUGGCCAGGAAAGUAGUGUUUGCUAGACAGUAA